GGGCUACCAACAUUCACAGCUACAAUAUCGAGACGAGUGCUAAAUGACUAGUGAGUUUUCAGUGUGGCGUUAUUUUGGAUUGGAAUGUUUACAGUUUUGGGUUAAGAUUAGUUAAUUGUGUUUAAAACCACUAUGUGUAAACUAGAGAGUGAAAACACUGUUUUAAAAUUUGUAAAUCAGUAAUGUGGUUGUGAAACAACGACGCAUCAUCUAAUUGAAGGAUAACCUGGACAUUUUAAUCAAACCAAGACAAUGGUGUUGGUGAGAAAUUGCUUCUGCUGUUUUAGCCUACGCUCUGGCAUGUUAUUGUUGGGAUGGACACAAGCGGUGAUGUCCAUACUGGCAUUAAUAGGAGUAAUUCUGGAUGACAGCUCAAUUUCUUCGUCUGACAUUCAUCGCUUCUUUGGAACCAGUAUAAAAACUCUCUACGUUCUUUUGGGAGGAAGUGUCAUACAAACUAUAGCCGCAGUAUUUCUACUCUAUGGCGUUUACAUGAAAAAAAGCUCUUAUGUGUUGGAGUAUGUGAAAUUAGAAACUUUGCUUCACUUCGCUACUCUGCUGGAAUUUCUGCUGUACUUACUUCUCGAGUAUUCAACAUUUUCAACCCAUGAAGUCUACAUUUUCCUAGCAUUUCUAGGAAUAAAUUACGGACUGGCUGUUUAUUAUCUUAUCGCAGCCUACAGCUACUAUCAGAUAAUGACGAACCCUGAGUUAUCACCACUCAAUCCUGCCUAGAAAUGUGUACACAUACGAGUCAUCAACAAAAACUGAUAUUGUGUUGUGGCUUUGUCAGAUGUAAAUUACGCUUUUAGUACUUAAUGAACUUUUAAAUCCAAAUGUUGUAUUAAAACUGUUUUAUAUCUUUC
Molecule: messenger RNA, 866 nt
Organism: Macrosteles quadrilineatus (aster leafhopper)
Lineage: Eukaryota; Metazoa; Arthropoda; Insecta; Hemiptera; Cicadellidae
Exons: 6
Coding region: 253-735 (160 amino acids)
Source: RefSeq, a predicted model, not a curated record